CGCUGCUGCUCGUGCUGCCGGAGCCGGUGGGUUGUGGGAGCUCGUGCGCUGCGGAGACGGAGGGGAGGAUUUGGGGCGCCGGAGAUCUCCGGUUUCCCCAAACAAUAGUCGAGAGGACGCGAUGGUCGCCGUCUCCCUCUCUCCCUCUCCCUCUCUCUCUCUCUCUCUCUCUCUCUCUCUUUUUCUUUUUUUGAACCGCAGGGAAGUUUAGGACCCUCAUUGGCCCUAUUGUUGUUCCCACCGAGGCCACGUAGCUCUGUUUGAAACGUGGGAGGAUUGUUUUGUUUCUAAAUGUUACAAGAGGAUUUUUAUUUUUCAAAAAAAAAAAAAAAAAAAACAGGAUUCGGGCAGUGAUGCGUCUGGAAGGAGUGAGCGCGUCCAGUUUGAGUGUAGGCCGAAGGGUUUGAAUCUGCUCCUCGGUGAACGACUGGUGGGAAAUUGAGUGCGUCCAUUCAUUUACAGUGAGGGCGUCCCGUUUGGAAAAGGAAAGGGGGAAGAAAGGGGAACGAGCAUUUGGAUAAUUUGGCAUCAGGACGCGACCAGUGGGGCCUGGGAGUCUCCCAUUGUCCUGCCUUCUUUCUUUCUUUCUUUCUUUUUUCUACAACAGCCUCCUUUUUCAUUUUGUAGGUCGCACAACUCUUUAGAUUCGCCGGCUCCUCGCAAUCACGGCCGCCUCAGCUCUCCCCUGCUGCGAGUCUCCUACCCACCAUCCUCUCCCAUCCCUCUUCCUCCUCUUCUCCUCCUCUCCGUAGCCUCCCCCGCUCUCCCGACUCCCUUCUCCUGCUCCCUCCUCUUCGGCCUCCAAGAUAGAUUCCCUCAGGAGUAAGGUUGACCUGCUCAAGCUGCCCCUGGCUCUCUCCACCAAGUCCAUCUCCGAGCGCAAGAGCCAGCUGGGAGGAGUCGGCGAGCAGCGCGGCACGGGGGGUGGAGGAGGAGGCGGGGCUCGUAAAGCCCGCUCACCGCCGACCCGAGACAUGGACAACGAGUCGCAGUACUCGGGUUACUCAUACAAGUCGUCCCACUCCCGGAGCUCCCGCAAGCACAGGGAUCGGAGGGAUCGUCAUCGCUCUAAGAGUCGAGACAGCAGCAGUCGUGGAGACAAAUCGGUCACCAUCCAGACGCCCGGAGAGCCGCUGCUCGAUGCAGAGUCAACCCGCGGAGAUGAUCGGGAUGAUAACUGGGGAGAGACGACCACGGUCGUCACCGGCACCUCAGAGCACAGCAUCUCAAACGAGGACCUGACCCGCGUCUCCAAAGAAUUGGAGGAGUCAACUCCACUGGAGUGCAAGCGCUUCAUUGGCCCCGCCCUGGGGGGCUGCCUGAGCUUCUUCGCCCUCGUCACGCCUUUAGCCUUCCUCAUCCUCCCGCAGGUCCUCUGGCGUGACGCCCUCGAGCCCUGCGGCACGCCCUGCGAAGGCCUCUACGUGUCCCUGGCCUUCAAGCUCCUGGUCCUGCUCAUCUCCUCCUGGGCGCUGUUCCUCCGCCCUCCUCGCGCCACCCUGCCGCGCUUCUUCGUCUUCCGCUGCCUGCUGAUGGUGCUGGUGUUCCUGUUCGUGGCGUCGUACUGGUUGUUUUAUGGCGUGCGGGUGCUGGAGCCCAGGGAGAGGGACUACAGGGGGAUUGUGGAGUACGCUGCCUCGCUGGUGGACGCUCUGCUCUUCAUCCAGUACCUGGCUCUGGUGCUGCUGGAGGUCCGGCACCUGCAGCCGGCCUUCUGCCUUAAGGUGGUCCGGAGCACGGACGGAGCCAGCAAGUUCUACAACGUGGGCCACCUCAGUAUCCAGCGGGCGGCUGUCUGGGUGUUGGACCGUUAUUACAGCGACUUCCCCGUCUACAACCCUGCCCUGCUCAACCUGCCCAAAUCCAUCCUGUCCAAGAAGAUGACCGGCUUCAAGGUUUACUCCCUGGAUGAAAACACCACCAAUAACUCCACGGGUCAGUCCCGGGCCAUGAUAGCAGCUGCUGCCAGGAGGAGAGACAACUCCCACAACGAGUUCUACUACGAGGAAGCUGAGAUGGACCGCAGGAUCCGCAAACGCAAGGCCAGGUUGGUCGUGGCGGUGGAAGAGGCCUUCACACACAUCAAGCGUCUCCACGAGGACGAGGUCGCCUCGUCCCCCAAACACCCGAGAGAGGUGAUGGAUCCUCGGGAGGCGGCUCAGGCCAUCUUCGCUCCGAUGGCCCGGGCCAUGCAGAAAUACCUGAGGACCACCCGUCAGCAGGCCUUCCACAGCAUGGAGAGCAUCCUCACACACCUGCAGUUCUGCAUCACACACAACAUGACGCCCAAGGCCUUCCUGGAGCGUUACCUCAGCCCCGGCCCCACCAUGCAGUACCAGCAGCAGAACGGCAGGGGGCGCCAGUGGACUCUGGUGAGCGAGGAGCCCGUGACUUCGGCCCUGCGUCAGGGUCUGGUCUUCUCCCUGCGACGCCUGGACUUCUCCUUGGUGGUCACAGUCACGCCGCUCCCCUUCCUGAGGCUGGGGGAGGAGUUCAUCGACCCAAAGAGCCACAAGUUUGUCAUGAGGCUGCAGUCGGAGACCUCGGUGUGAGACCUCGGUGUGUCUAAACCAGGAUCGCUGAUGUGCGGGACACGUGGAGGCCUUGUGGUCCGUUCUCGUCCAAUCAUUUCCCCCCUGUCUGUGACAAAGAAAAGGAGUGUUACACAUGUGACGCCUCCUCCUGUUUUUUUUUAUCAUCACAGAUGCUCUGAUAUCAAACUGUGAUCAGCUCAACGAUUGUCUAAACCUGGAAAUAAACGGAUGCCUUGACUUUUUCUUUCUCUGUGUUGUGAAGUAUUUGUCUUUACAACACGCUGUAAAAAAACAAAACAAAACAAAAAAAAAAAAAACCUUUUUUUGUAAAGGGGAAUUUUUGUCCUUUUGCCUCUUCUCUCACUGUAACCACUGGACUACUUACUGUGCUGACUCAACACAUGAACACCAGAGGAGGGUGAUUACAUCAUAGUCGUCACGUCCUCUUGCUUGUGUCUUAUACGAACAGACCAACGCUCAGCUCUGACUGCAACGCUGGUGUACCACUGCCUCUCGGUUCCCUGUUGGUGUAUUGUUUUGUUUCACAUGACCAGGACUGUUUUUUAUAUUAGAGGGUGUGACUUUUUUUUUUUACUUACAGAAUGUAGCAUUAUGUGCAUUGAAUUAACACAUUGCUUUUCUGUGGCCUCAAGGCCCAAAUGUCUUUUUAUCUCACUGUAAAGAAAAAUGGAAGUACAUUCCUCCAGUUGUUGCUACUCCAGACUCUGUAUGUUCACGGUUGUCUAAAUAUGCAGCUUGAGUUUUAUUCUACACUGGCAUUUUUACUAUUAAUAUCACACGUUUUAACAGGAAAUCUGAACAAAGAUCCAAUUUACACCUGGUAUUAACAUGCGAUGUGCACCUUAUUUGGAUAAGCAUGUUAAAGCAUGAGUCUGCUAUUAUUCUGACAUUUUCUUAGUGUGAAAAAACCUUUAAAGCUUUCUCAUUGGGUGCAAUUGCUCAGUUGUCAUGGUGAAACAUUUAGUAGGUUAGUUGGGUGACAGAAAAUGAAUUAAUUGUCAACAACUUCGAAGAAUGAUUAAGAAUUUGGGUCAAAGAAAUUCAUAGCUGCAGGUUAUCAGUUGUGCGUUUCUGUUGCUUUUCACUGAACUGAACAUCUUUUGGAUUUUUCGACAAAUACAACGUUUGAGGACGUCACCUGAGAAACUGGGACGCACAUUUGAUACAAAUAAUUGACAAGACAAUAAUUGGCAGAUUAAUCAAUAAUGAAAAUAAUGGUUAAUUGGAGCUCUGCUGAUGUUUUUAGUUGUGGAGGAGGAGGAACAGCCACAGCUGACACUACAGAGCCGGAGUCACAGUCUCUCUGUGAAGUGAAGCAGCUCCGUCUGCUGAGGAAGUUGCUGCAGUUGGACCACAAUAUUUCAUGGUCAGAUAAAAUAAAAACGACACAUACAGCAGUGUCAGUCUCCUGCACAUGCUGGUUACACAUCUGUCAUCUCCCCUUGCCUAAUUUGCACAUCACCGCUGUCCUGUGGAAACCAUGUCUGUCAACUUUUCAUGACUGUAAGAGGAACACGCAUGAGGAAAGGGAUUGUCUCCGCUUUGAGAUGAUGCUUUUUUUUUUUUUUUUUAGCUAAUCCAGUGCUUUGUUCAUUAAAUGGAUCAUUUUCUCAGUUUAAAAUUUCAGUUUAUGUGCAAAUGUCAUAAUUACCAAAUGGUUUCCAUCGGACAGUGAUGAUAAUGAAAUCAGAUCAUAGUCUGUGCAGGAUCAAGAUAACAAGGACACGAGUCUGUAAUCCAGAUAAUGAAUCCAGAUGUGGAUUGAAUGAUACUAUCAGGUGUAAAUGGGGUCUUUUUUUAACAUUGUGCAUAUAAGGAAAUCAGUUCUAAACAGGCAGCUGUAGUUAAACUAUGAGCUGACGUGUUAUGGUUUGAAUUUUUUUUAAUUUAAAUUUUUUUUUUUAAUGCAUUUCUACAAACAUCCCAAACCAGACGUGUGAUUGUAACUCCUCACUGCAGCUCCUCUGCAGCAGUAGCACAUCACCGCCUUCGCCUUGUGCCACGAGCUGAAACAAGCACAGUGAACACGCUGCCUCCUCAUAACUCUCUCAGCCUUACUCUCCAGAUGUUGGAGGAGCAGCCAUCGGGCCACAUCUGUCCCUCAAACUAGCUCCUCCUCUUCUUCUUUUUUUUUUCCAGGUCCUGAAAACUUACUGUAAAACCCUGAAAGUCGCCUGAUGUUGAGACUUGAGCCACUCUGUUGUAUCUACCUACACUGUGUUGAGCCACAGCACGACUGACUGUAUGCUUUCCUUUCCAGUGAAAAUGUGCUUUAAAAAGCCCUUUACAUGUCAAAAAAAAUAUCCAAGUACCAGGUCCGAUGUGUAUGACAUUUCAUGAGUGAUCAAAAUGCAGAUGUUUGUUUGUUUUUUUUUUGUUUUUUUUUUUAAAUGCAUGCUAGAGUUAUUUCAGGCUCCAAAACCUUUUUAUAAUAACUUGUUUUCUAUCAUUUUUAAGGUGCCUAAGUUAUGACGAUGCAAUUUUCUGAAUGUUUUUACUUUUGAAAAACAAGUGGCUUGUAAAAAAUUUGUAGAUUUGUCUCGUAUUUUCUUCCUUUUGGUAACUGUAGCUUGUAUAGUGUGUAAGGCGUUUUUCCAUUAUUAAACCAUUUAUUCCUUA
Molecule: messenger RNA, 5174 nt
Organism: Seriola aureovittata
Lineage: Eukaryota; Metazoa; Chordata; Actinopteri; Carangiformes; Carangidae
Product: vang-like protein 2
Exons: 8
Coding region: 975-2552 (525 amino acids)
Biological process (GO): establishment of planar polarity; Wnt signaling pathway, planar cell polarity pathway; multicellular organism development
Cellular component (GO): plasma membrane
Source: RefSeq, a predicted model, not a curated record